Molecule: messenger RNA, 1944 nt
Organism: Schistosoma curassoni
Lineage: Eukaryota; Metazoa; Platyhelminthes; Trematoda; Strigeidida; Schistosomatidae
Source: the annotation of a GenBank genome assembly
AUGGGAAAUUCGAAUUCGUCUAAUAAUGAUCAAAGCAGUUGGAUCACGGUUCCUCCUAAUGACGCUUCUGCGCCUAUGUUUGAACCAUCACUUCGGUCUGUAGUCGAAAGACGACCUAUUUUCUCUUCUAAAAUUUCAUUCAAUAAUGGUCAAUCAUCCAAUUCUAUGCUUCCAGCAGCGAUAGCACCGGAUUCUUCACAAAGCUUUGAUCAGAUACGCUACCAACCCUAUAAUACUAAUUAUGUUCCCGACGCAGUUCAGCAGAUUAAGGGAGCGAAAUGGACAAAUGAUUUUGUGGGUGUUCCAGUAACUGCUGGUGAUAAAUCAUCUGUUGGAAAUUCAUCAUGUCUACCUAACACUCAUCAGUCAACAAACUUCUCACCAACUCAACAGCCUGCCAACUUCUUAAACAAUUCAGUUGUGCAGAUACGAAAUAAUCCAUCACAUAAUUCACCCCAGAUAUCUACAGAAGGGCAAUUUGUCGCUUUGCAUGAUUACGUUAAACGUGUAGAUGAUGAUUUGAAUAUGACCAAAGGACAAAUAUUUAAUAUACUCGAUAAUUCACACUCUGAUUGGUGGUAUGCGGAAUGUGUAUCUACUGGUAAUCGAGGAUAUGUACCCAAAAAUCAUUUAGCAGCUGUUACCAGUUUAGAAUCCAAUGAAUGGUAUUUUGGAGAAUUGAAACGUAUCGAAGCUGAACAUUAUCUUCAACUUCCGGGAAAUGAUCACGGCUCUUUUUUGGUUCGAAUCAGUGAAUCUCAAUCCAGUGAAUAUUCUUUAUCAGUACGAGAAGAGAAUACUGUUAAGCAUUAUCGUAUUCGAUCAAGAUAUUCACGAACUGAUCCUACAUUAAAACGUUUCUACAUUUCAAGACAACUGCCUUUUGUUAAUAUUCAACAGCUAGUCAAUCAUUAUUUAGAGAAUCAAUCUGGUUUAUGUUGUCGAUUGGGAAAACCAUGUAUUCGACCAACCCAUCCAGAACCUGUGGGUCUUUCACACAAACUCAUUGAUAAAUGGGAAAUUCCAAAAUCUUCAAUUAUUUUGAAGGAAAAAAUUGGACAAGGUCAGUUCGGUGAAGUAUUUAAAGCUGUAUGGAAUAAAACAACAAUUGUUGCUGUGAAAACGCUUAAGCCAAGUUCUUGUGAUGCUGCUGAUUUUCUCCGUGAAGCUCAAACAAUGAAACGCUUACAUCAUCCUAAUCUGAUACAAUUGUACGCUGUUUGUACACAGACAGAACCUUUCUACAUAGUUACAGAAUAUAUGUCCAAAGGUUCUUUACUAAACUACUUACAAUCUCCUGAAGGUCAUGCACUAGAUAUGCAAUGUUUAAUUAUGAUGGCUGCUAAAAUAGCUUCUGGUAUGGCGUAUCUUGAAUCCAGGCGUCAUAUUCAUCGAGAUUUAGCUGCUAGAAAUGUUUUAGUUGGCGAACAACAUGCUGUGAAAAUAGCAGAUUUCGGUCUUGCUCGUAUGAUUCAUAACAGAGAAUAUGUAGCACAUGCAGGAGCUAGAUUCCCUAUAAAGUGGACAUCACCUGAAGCAGCUAAUUAUUCACGUUUUACCAUAAAGUCUGACGUGUGGUCUUUUGGCAUUCUGUUGACUGAAAUAGUCACAUAUGGUCGUUCUCCUUAUCCAGGAAUGCAUAAUGCUGAAGUCCUCAGACAAGUGGAUGCUGGAUACCGGAUGUCGAAACCACCCGGUUGCCCACCAGAAUUAUAUGACCUUAUGCUAGAAUGUUGGGCAGCUGAUGAAAAUAAACGACCAUCUUUUGCAACAAUCCACUUUCGUUUGGAACAGUUCUGCGAAGAUGAACAACCAGCCUACAGAAAUGCAAAUACCAAUAUCCAUAGUCAUCCUAAUGGAAAUUCAAUAGUAGCUUUGCAAAAUAAACAAAAUCCCUCCUCUGGAGCCUACCACAACCACAUCGAGAUUUCUGUAUCACCAUAA